Budorcas taxicolor (takin) is the source of this 1125-nucleotide messenger RNA. It is a transcript of the gene ALKBH6, whose product is annotated as alkB homolog 6. Lineage: Eukaryota; Metazoa; Chordata; Mammalia; Artiodactyla; Bovidae. The transcript is spliced from 7 exons. The coding region runs from base 220 to 969 and encodes 249 amino acids. The record is from RefSeq and is a predicted model, not a curated record.
CCAAGAGAGCUGAGAGUGGGGACCCAGGGAAGCGCAUAUAGGAGUCCGAGGAAGCUCAGAAUGUGGAGUUCUAGAAGACAGAGUCGGGGGAUCCAGGGGGCUCGGAGCGUGGAAGGAGUCAGACUCAGGGUCACAGGUCCAGGGUUGCUGCAGUGAAGGGGCGCUCCGGAAGAGAAAUCUGAAGGGAGCCUAGAGGAGGGGGAUCCGAGGAGACUGAAAAUGGGUCUGACCGGGUACCUGGAGUUGCUGUCGAUGGAGGAUCAGGAUGCCAGGGUCCCAGGCCUGGAGCCAUUCAGGGUGGAGCAGGCACCACCUGUAAUUUACUACAUCCCUGACUUCAUCUCCAAGGAAGAGGAGGAGUAUUUGCUUCGACAGGUCUUCAAUGCCCCAAAGCCAAAAUGGACCCAGCUCUCCGGGAGGAAGUUACAGAACUGGGGUGGGCUCCCCCAUCCCCGGGGGAUGGUUCCUGAGCGACUGCCACCGUGGCUCCAGCGUUACGUGGACAAAGUGUCUGACCUCAGCCUUUUUGGGGGUCUCCCAGCCAACCAUGUCCUCGUAAACCAGUAUCUGCCUGGGGAGGGCAUCAUGCCCCACGAGGAUGGGCCACUGUACUACCCGACCGUCAGCACUAUCAGCUUGGGCUCUCACACCAUGCUGGACCUCUACGAGCCUCGGCAGCCAGAGGAUGAUAACCCAACAGAGCAGCCCCGGCCCCCGUCCCGGCCGGCCACCUCUCUGCUGCUUGAACCGCGCAGCCUGCUGGUGCUCCGUGGCACCGCCUACACGCGCCUCCUCCACGGCAUCGCGGCAGCCAGCGUAGACGCACUCGAGGCAGCCUCCCUGCCGCCCAACGCCGCCGCCUGCCCCUCGGCGCAGCCGGGAGCCCGCCUGGUGCGCGGCACCCGCGUCUCGCUGACCAUCCGCAGAGUCCCCCGCGUGCUGCGCGCUGGCCUCCUACUCAGCAAGUGACGCCAGGGCCCAGGACCUGCUCGGAUUCCCGAGCUCGCUCCCGCUCUGGACUGCUACCUUCCUGUGACCUUGGAUCUCUGGGGUAGAGGCGGCUCCCCUCGGGUUAUUUUCCAGUACCUGUGUGGAAACCACAGGAAGAGGACCCAUUCCAAAUAA